Ramularia collo-cygni is the source of this 891-nucleotide messenger RNA. RefSeq names its product probable ketoreductase. Gene Ontology annotation, molecular function: oxidoreductase activity, acting on NAD(P)H as acceptor. Lineage: Eukaryota; Fungi; Ascomycota; Dothideomycetes; Mycosphaerellales; Mycosphaerellaceae. The transcript has 5 exons. The record is from RefSeq and is a predicted model, not a curated record. Bases 1 to 891 code for a protein of 296 amino acids.
AUGGCUCACAUUCACACUCCCAUUCCACAGCUUAAGCUGAACGAUGGCAAUCGAAUUCCUAUGCUUGCCUAUGGCACUGGAACCGCUUGGUACAAGACUGGCGACGAAUCUAAACUCGACCAACUAUGCAUCGACAGUGCGAAGACAGCCAUUGGACUCGGCUACUAUCAUCUCGAUGGCGCUGAAGUUUACAAAACCGAGACAGAGCUUGGGACCGCCAUUGCCCAAUCAGGCAUUGCGCGUGAGAAGCUUUACGUGGUCUCGAAAGUCAUCACGAACAUUGCGGAUAUUCCCAGCGCUUUCAAUGCAAGCCUGAAGAAGCUCGGUGUGGACUACCUUGAUUUGUACUUGAUCCACUCGCCGUUCUUCGGCGAGACCAAAGAAGAGCAUCAGGCCAAGUGGAAGCAGAUGGAAGAGCUCAAGAACCAGGGAUUGGUCAAGUCCAUUGGAGUAUCGAAUUAUCUUCCCGAACAUCUCGAUUGGAUCCUCGAGACGUGCACCAUUCCGCCGGCCAUCAACCAGAUUGAGUUUCACCCCUACCUGCAGCACACGGAGCUCCUAAAGUACCACAAGGAGAAGGGAAUUGCUACAUCUGCAUACGCUCCCCAGGGUGCGGUGAUAAAAGCUGCUCCUGGACCAGUAGAUGGUAUCAUGGCUUCUCUGGCAAAGAAGUAUGCCGUUAGUCCGGGUGAGAUCAGUUUACGGUGGUGCAUCGAUCAGGACAUCGUCGCGAUCACCACCUCCAGCAAAGAACAACGCCUCAGCGAUUACCUGAGAGCUAUGACGUUCAAGCUCACACCGGCGGAGAUCAAGCAGAUCAACGAGGAGGGCGCGAAGAAGCAUGCGCGUCUCUAUUGGAAUCACAAGUACAAGGACGAUGACACUCGAUGA